This is a messenger RNA of Cucurbita moschata (crookneck pumpkin), 983 nucleotides long. RefSeq names its product translocon-associated protein subunit beta-like. The coding region runs from base 115 to 699 and encodes 194 amino acids. The record is from RefSeq and is a predicted model, not a curated record. NCBI's taxonomy places the organism in Eukaryota, Viridiplantae, Streptophyta, Magnoliopsida, Cucurbitales, Cucurbitaceae. The transcript has 6 exons. Gene Ontology annotation, cellular component: membrane; endoplasmic reticulum.
UCCAUUCUACGGUUUUGCGUACCUAAUUUAUUCGGCGGCUCUUCUUAAACUCCCAUUUCGUCGACGCUUCUCUUCUUCGCCGAUCAUCUCCGUGGCCAGAAUUUUGACGAUUUCAUGGCGAAUCCGACUCCGGCUCCUCUCGUCUAUGUCCUUUUGGCUUUGCUGUUAGUCUCAUCCACGAUUGCAACCUCCGAUGUCCCUUUCAUUGUCGCGCACAAGAAGGCGUCGCUCACUCGGCUGAAAUCUGGCGCCGAACGUGUCUCUGUCUCCAUCGACAUUUACAAUCAAGGAUCUUCGACCGCGUAUGAUGUAAGUCUGAACGAUGCAAGCUGGCCAGGAGAUGUCUUUGAUGUUAUCAGUGGCGAAACUUCCAAAUCGUGGGAAAGACUCGACGCUGGUGGUCAUCUAUCACAUUCUUUCGAGUUGGAAGCAAAAACAAAAGGAAUGUUUCAUGGUUCACCUGCUGUUGUCACAUUCCGAGUCCCUACAAAGUCUGCUUUACAGGAAGCCUUAUCGACCCCAAUUCUACCGUUGGAUGUCCUCGCUGACAGACUACCCGAGAAUAAGUUUGAGUGGGUUAAGAGGCUGCUCGCUAAGUACGGUUCCCUGAUCUCAGUGAACUCCAUUGUCAUUCUGUUCAUCUAUCUUGUGGCCAGCCCAUCAAAAUCUUCUGCAAAAGGAAGCAAGAAGAAGCGUUGAUUUACGAUUCGGAGAUAGCUCGAAAAGUAGUUUUAACUGUGUUAAAAUAGAGGAUUUUCCCUGAUACUUUGUUGGGUUAGCAAAGGUACAGAACUUUUUGAACUGAUAGGUUUUUCGUUCACCCCCGAAUGAAGUCGAGCCCGAGGGAACAGAAGAGUUAAUCACAGGCACGUGCUGAGAGUCGCCGAACACGUGGUGCAGUAAUUGACUUGUUGAUUUGUUAAGUUAUAUGCGGAUUUGUUCAUCAUAUUUCAGAGUUGGUUUCUUCUUUUCUUAGCCAUGAA